Oncorhynchus mykiss (rainbow trout) is the source of this 4225-nucleotide messenger RNA. It is a transcript of the gene grb2a, whose product is annotated as growth factor receptor-bound protein 2a. The record is from RefSeq and is a predicted model, not a curated record. NCBI's taxonomy places the organism in Eukaryota, Metazoa, Chordata, Actinopteri, Salmoniformes, Salmonidae. Gene Ontology annotation, molecular function: protein binding.
AUUGUCUAUGGGCGCGGCAUCACAUCACAAACUAUCAUAUUAGUCCAUUGUUUUUCGUUGUUGGUUAAUGUUCAUUUGCUGCUACAUAGUCUCUGGUUCUCUAUCUGCGUUCUUGUUCACAGGUUUGUAGCGGCGUGCAGCGAGUGAGGGUAUUUGUGCUACUCGGAGUGACUGGUCAGACCAGGGGGAAAACGGGACCGGAGCUGUUCUGUUUUUUUUUCUUCUGACAUUGUUCAUAAUUUUCAUCAUUCCUUUGAGGAAUAAACUCAAUUGAAAGACUUCAGAAGGGUACUUGUGCGUUCAUCAACACGGCAUACAGGUGUUCCAACAAUCCUCACCAUGGAGGCCAUUGCCAAAUACGAUUUCAAAGCCACUGCAGAUGAUGAGUUGAGUUUUAAACGUGGAGAAACGUUGAAGGUUUUGAAUGAAGAAUGCGACCAGAACUGGUACAAGGCAGAGCUGAAUGGGAAGGAAGGCUUCAUCCCCAAGAACUACAUUGAAAUGAAGGGACACCCGUGGUUCUAUGGUAAGAUCCCCCGGGCGAAGGCAGAGGAGAUGCUGAACAAACAAAGGCAUGAUGGGGCCUUCCUCAUCCGAGAGUCGGAGAGCGCACCGGGCGACUUCUCCCUCUCUGUCAAGUUUGGUAAUGACGUGCAGCACUUCAAGGUCCUGCGUGACGGGGCUGGGAAGUACUUCCUGUGGGUGGUCAAGUUCAACUCUCUCAACUCCCUGGUGGACUACCACCGUUCCACCUCUGUGUCCCGCAACCAGCCCAUCUUCCUCAGGGACAUCGAGCAGGUCCCACAGCAUUCAACGUACGUACAGGCGCUGUUUGACUUUGACCCUCAGGAGGACGGCGAGCUGGGCUUCCGACGCGGCGACUUCAUCCAGGUCCUGGACAACUCCGACCCCAACUGGUGGAAAGGCGCUUGCCACGGCCAGACGGGCAUGUUCCCGCGCAACUACGUCACGCCAGUCAACCAAAACAUGUGAUCAUGUCACGUCCGUCAACCAAAACAUUUGACUGGCUAAAUGAAUAAUGACAUGGUCCCCCCCAUUGGCCCAUUUACACCCCCUCAGGACUUUGAGGGACACUUCAGAAACACAGACCUAAAUGAGGAAUGGAAGAAUGGGAAGUGGAGCAAAAACCCUGCAAAGACCGAGCGAGAGGCAGAUUUCAUUACUCAGACUCUACAGUUGACUGUGGAUUCUUUGAUGCAAUGAGGGAGACACACGGAACAGAGAUGCAUUGCAAAGUAACCUAAGUUGGAGUAAAAAAACAAACACAAGGGAUCCGGCUAUAGCUCGACUCCGGCGUCGGCCUCCCUUCCUAUACCUUCUUUGUUUUCUUUCUUUACGCAUGACAUCACCAUUCUAUGUUUCAGUCUAUUAGACAAAGACAAUGAAGAAGAUGUCAGAGACCAAAGACUCUUGUCUUGUGUGUUAUUCAUAUCAACCCAGCUUUGGGCUCUCCGAGAAGGACCAUGGACUGGAGAGAAAUUCUAUUGUUAUCGAUGUGUAUGUAUAUCUAUAAAUAUUUGUAGUUUGAGCCUGUUUUAGUGUGGGGGUUUUUCCAUUAAUUUACUUGAUUUCUUCCCUAUUUGUAGGCCUACAUAUUGUCGUUUUCUAGGAUCAUAUUAAUUUGGUACCAAAUGGAAGGAAACAGAUCCAAACAGAGAUUGAACUACCUGAACGGAAUAAGAAACACUAAUUGUAGUUUUUCGUAGCAAAACGUUUUGUUACGUUUUGAAACUGUGUGCACUAAUUAAUAUGACCCAGAUCAUGCACAGAGUCUCUGAGACAAGAAGCUAAAUGUUUUUUAUGUGAUCGGGAGUUAUUCAAUACAGGACUAAAUUUAAGGUGGAAAUCUAAUUUGGAAAAUGAUUUCUACUUUGUUCUGGUAUGAAAGCGGAAGCGCGGCUAUCAGCUGGAACAAAUUGUGUCCUUUUUUACCCGUUUAGACAUGUAGGCGCUUUCUGCAUUCUUAAAUGUAGCCAUCUUUCUCAAUCAAAUCAGAGACAAUGGUAUAGAGUUUUUUUAUGUCCAUCCGCAAUCAAUAGACUUAACUGAUGAUGGGGCUGAUUCGAUAUGACCUAAAUGUAGCUAAAUUGGGUUGAACGGGUUCUUUAUGGAGAUUGCUAGUGGUUGACUGGGUUGAAACGGCAGUAUCCUUAUCAUUAGUUCUAUGAAAGAAGGUGUUGAAUAGUGUACAGAUGAGCGCGCUACACUCACUGAUUUCACCCUGCGUUUGUGGAAGUUGGGUAGUGCCUUUUCCAUCUCUGGUGUUUUUUGUCUCUCCAGAUUGACCAAUGAGUGCUUUUUAAGCAGCAGAUCGCAGAGAUACGGUGACCAAUACAAUGUCUCCAUUCUCCACACAUGCCGGCAAUUGGUUAGGAGCUACCUUAUGGAAACCCCAGUCUGAAUCUCUAAACCCGUCUCAGCUUUGCAGUCUCUUCUGUCUCACUUUCAAGUAUGAAAAUUCGAUGAAAGAGAAACAUGUUUUGUGCCAGAGGGUGUUAUGUAGUGUUUCCCUUGAGACAUGACUAAAUGGUUUGAUGUAAAUGUGCAGUGUGGAUCUAUGUUUAACAGAAGGACAUGCGUAUGACAGUCUUGUUUUGUCUGAUUAUGGGACGUAUCAAAAGGGCUUUUGGAAUUCUAUGCGAUUAGAUGCAAACACAUGAUCUGUCGGUUUGGUUGUGUCUAAAGGGGGACAUUUUUGCUAGCGGGCGAAAAGAAGUCACAGAAAAGGUAGUUUAGCAUUUCCUGAAAGAGGGGACAUAAAGUGCUUGAUCUGGGCAACAUCUUCAGUAUCUAUCCUUCAGUCAGUGUCUGCAUGUGACAGAGGCAGAAUGGAAUCCUCCAUCUUGAUAAAAAGAUUAAAGGACCAAUGAUGCUGACAAACUGACUGUAGAUCAGGACGACAAGCGCAACGGGUGGGGUCAUUGACCUCUAUUGAGCUUUGUGUCCACAACUCUCUACUUUGGACCUUUUUGAGAAUCUUGAGGAGGACCUCAAAUGCAAGGAAUUUCAUAUUAUCUUUCCUCCACUCUGCUUGUUAUUCCCUAUCUACACUCAUUGAUUUGAAAAACUACUCGAAUAUGCUUUAUGGUUUGUUGAAGUAAAAUGGCUGAAAUACACAGAGGCAGGUCUGAAGGGAAUAUGCAGGGAGUGGACCAUGCAAGUUUUUUCAAUUGUAUUUCUAGCCUGCAAUGAACUGCAAUGAGCCAUUCCAAUGACCUGAUACUACGAUUGACUUGCAGGUGUUUGAAAAAGCCCCCCCCCCCCAUUCAAAGUUCAAUAUGUCACAUUAUGUAAAAAAACAAAAAAAUUAAAAAACAAGUGUGACGCGUGUGUGUAUUUACUUCUUCAGGUGUGUCUGUAUUCUCAGCCAAUCAUAUGACAUGUAUGACCCUGAAGUUUUCCUGACCAUCUGAUCUGGAGUAUUUCCAAGUCGUGUCAUGUGUUCAGGGAAAAUUCCUGGACGUAGACCUUAUGCGAUUGCAAGGGUCAAUGUUUCUGCAGGUUUUAGAGUUGAGACUGGUAUCCUAUUGGUUGACUCUUAGCCUGGUUGAACCAGAUUGAACGCUGUGUUCAGCAUUCAGUCUGUUCUACCAGGUUAGUUGACACUACCAGACGGUGGAUUUCGCUGCUCUCAAGGGGCCUGAUAAAUAGUCCAAAAUGUUGAUGUCUAAUUACGCUGUCUCUAGGUUCCUGGACAGCCUUGCACUCUCCUGUGGUCAAUAUUUAAACUCUCCUCAGUCAAUCAGCCAUUCAUUAGUGUGAAGGUCGCUGGCAAGUGUACCAUUCAUUAGGCCGAGUUAAAUAAGACACCGCUGCACUCAGCACUCACUAUUGUUUCACUUCGGUGACAAUAGUCUCCAGUCUGCUACCAGUAUCCUUCUAUGGUUUAUUUCCUCGUUCACUCAAUUGCAGCCGUCUGACUCGCGUUAUUCCAGAGUGGUAUCAUACAGUGGUAGACAGACACCUAAGACGAUGUGAUUGUUUACAUUAUGCUGGAAAGUCUUUGUAUGUCUAUCUGACAUGGUUGCUUUUAUGUCAUUUCAUGAUGUGCACGUCUUAAACAUAUUUUUUUUUUUUUUUUUUUACAUUUCCGUUUUCAAACUGGAGGAUGAUGAUGUCCCCUGAUGUCUGUCACAGCAUUUGAUUUCCUUUGAACGUAGAUAGACGACGACUGAAUAAUAAAACUAUCACUAUGAAGAAGCUA